Pogonomyrmex barbatus (red harvester ant) is the source of this 2111-nucleotide messenger RNA. Its product is annotated as CCA tRNA nucleotidyltransferase 1, mitochondrial. Gene Ontology annotation, biological process: mitochondrial tRNA 3'-end processing; tRNA 3'-terminal CCA addition. The record is from RefSeq and is a predicted model, not a curated record. Gene Ontology annotation, molecular function: nucleotidyltransferase activity; tRNA binding. Gene Ontology annotation, cellular component: mitochondrion. Lineage: Eukaryota; Metazoa; Arthropoda; Insecta; Hymenoptera; Formicidae.
CGUUGUGCCGGAACUGUAACUUAUUUGAAUGUCAAACCACCAUGAGACGUGGAAAGGGACGCAGAGAGAUGGAGAUCUGGAGUGUUUAUUAACACGUGUGCUUGGCCAAUCUUAAUGUGUUAUGAAAAGCAUGUACACGCUAUGUUAAAUGUAUUGGUAUGGCAAACAAAAAAUCUUCUCCGUCGUGAGAUCAUUACUGUGAGGAACUAUAGGAUAACGAGAAUCUGCGCGCAUGAGAAAGUUUGGAAGAAGCUCAGGAUGGAAACCUCGCUACCGUCGAGGAUCGACCCCGUCGUCAUGAAGCUGGACAGCCCAGAGUUUCGAUCCGUAUUUACGCCGGAGUUGCAAACUCUUGCGGGCUUGUUCCAGAAAUACAAUUACGAGCUGAGGAUCGCCGGCGGCGCGGUGCGUGAUAUUCUGAUGGGCAAGCAACCCAAGGAUCUUGAUUUUGCCACAGAUGCGACGCCACAGCAGAUGAAAGAGAUGUUCACGAAGGAGGAGAUCAGGAUGAUAAACGAGAAAGGCGAGAAGCAUGGGACAAUCACGGCGAGGCUGAACGAUAAGGAGAAUUUUGAGAUCACCACCUUGCGGAUUGACAUUCUGACUAAUGGACGGCAUGCAGAGGUGCAGUUUACCAAUGAUUGGAAGUUGGACGCUAAUAGGAGAGAUCUGACUAUCAAUUCUAUGUUCCUUGGUCUUGAUGGCAAAGUAUAUGAUUACUUCUAUGGUUACGACGACCUGAAAAAGAAGAAAGUAGUUUUCGUGGGUGAUCCCAAUAUCAGGAUACAAGAAGAUUAUCUUCGAAUCUUGAGAUACUUUCGUUUUUAUGGAAGAAUAAUGGACAAUCCAGAUCAGCAUGACGAAAUGACGAUAAAGGCGUUGAAGACAAACAUCGGCGGCUUGAAGCAGAUAUCCGGUGAGAGAAUUUGGAGUGAGUGGAACAAGAUCCUGAGCGGGAACUUCGCUCUGGAAUUAACUCUGAAAUUGCUCGAGUGCGGUAGCAGCAAGUACAUUGGUCUACCCGAGGAACCUGACGUGGAGAAUUUCCGAAUUGUCUAUCAGCGCGCGCAGUCUAAUAAUAUAACGCUGAAACCUGUAUCUCUAAUAGUGUCGAUGCUAAAGGACGAAUACGAUGUGAUCAAGUUACACGAAAGAUUGAAACUAUCUAAUUUCGAUAGAGAUUUAGCGCUCUUCUUAGUUCAGCAUAGAGAAUGCAAGCCAUGCGAAAAGCCGUUGAAGCCUUAUCAACAGUUGGCUCUUCUUCACCACACGAGGAGAAACGAUAUCCAGCAAGAAUACGUGAAGGAGAUACUGAGAUAUCGCGGUGCGGUACAGCUUUUGGAUGAAUUCGAGCGAUGGGUGAUUCCAAAAUUUCCACUCAAUGGCGGCAUGUUGACAAAACAUGUGCCGAUAAGAAAGAUGAUGAAUAGCGUAAUGAAUGAAUUGAAAAAAAUAUGGAUCGAUGCGAACUUUGAGCUCACCGAGGAGCAACUUAUGAAGCAUGUAUCAAAUAUAGUCAGCGAAUUGCAAGAAAAAUAUGAAACGUUAGAUAAAAAUAAGAGCAAAAAGGUGAAAUAAAUUUUUUUCGAAAUAUCGAAGUGAUUUGUAAAAUGAACGGUAUCGUCUCUUUAUAAGUGAAUAGAAUUGUUUAAUUUCUUAUCGUUUUAUAAGUUAAUUAGUCUAGAUAAUUAAUAAUUUAUUAUUGAAUAUGAAAUAAACAUGAAGUGAUUUUUGCACGUUUUUUUUGAGUUAUUUCUGAAAUUAAAUAGAAUAAAUUAGAAAAAUGCGGAAAUAACUGAAGGAAAUGACUAAAAGAUGUCAAUAUGUCGAAUAUAAAUUUAAUUAUACUGGCGAUUUAUAUCAGUAUUCAUAUUUCUUCUGAAAAGCAAAAAGAAACGCGUUGUAUAUUAGGCACUCAAAAAUUUAUUAAGAAAUAAAAUCCUGCAUUCUUUUUCCUGUGAAUAUAAACUCUGCAACAUGUGCUGUAUGUACAAUCGUAGCAGAUGUAUAAAACGAAAUUUGAGAAGCUACCGUGAAACAUUAACUAAAACGUAGACAUUUUGUACUCACGUAACAAGUAGUUGCUAAAUAUAUAAUAAAUGAAAUUCCAA